GUGUGUGUGUGUGUGUGUGUGUGUGUGUAGGACCCUGCUGCAGAACGGAAGUAAACCGAAGGAAUUAAAGGCAAAUCUUUGUGUUUACUGAUCCAUUACAACACACAGAUGACUGUAUAUAAUCUGUAUAUAUUUGACCGUAAUGGAACGUGUCUACACUACAGCGAGUGGAACCGCAAGAAACAGGCAGGAAUUUCCAAAGAGGAGGAGUUUAAGCUGAUGUAUGGAAUGCUGUUCUCCAUUCGCUCGUUUGUCAGUAAGAUGUCUCCACUCGACAUGAAGGACGGGUUUGUGUCAUUUCAGACAAGUCGUUAUAAACUUCAUUAUUAUGAAACUCCAACAGGAAUCAAAGUUGUGAUGAACACGGAUCUGGGAGUUCCUAACUGCAGAGAUGUUCUCCAUCAGAUCUACAGCACGGUCUAUGUGGAGUGUAUAGUGAAGAACCCGCUAUGUGAGCUGGGAGGAAGCCUACAGAGUGAACUGUUCUCCAGCAAACUCGACUCAUUCAUCAGAGCACUGCCUUUUUUCAGUGUCCGUGCUGCAUAAACUGUGUGUGUGUGUGUGUGUGUGUGUGUGUGUGUGUGUGUGUGUGUGUGAAGAUGAUGUUGCUUGUACCGUUGCUGCUGUUUUGUUUUUCUUGUUUGGAAUCUCCUCAAUAAAGUCACUAUUCAGAAAAAUA
Messenger RNA from Silurus meridionalis, 679 nucleotides. RefSeq names its product trafficking protein particle complex subunit 1 (gene trappc1). Gene Ontology annotation, biological process: endoplasmic reticulum to Golgi vesicle-mediated transport. The transcript is spliced from 5 exons. Lineage: Eukaryota; Metazoa; Chordata; Actinopteri; Siluriformes; Siluridae. Gene Ontology annotation, cellular component: TRAPP complex. The record is from RefSeq and is a predicted model, not a curated record. The coding region runs from base 109 to 546 and encodes 145 amino acids.